GUGUGUUUUCCUGGAAGCAGAGCGCCAUCUUAGAUCAACAUGGAGGGGGGUUUAAACUGGAAAACACAAGGAGAAACUAAAACUAUUCUUUCGGCUUGAAAAUGAUUUAGUGCAGCUUGUGAUAUGAUAUAUUUUGAAGUAUUCCGGAUUUUGUUUCGAAAAAAAGUGUAUAUUAGUUAAGUUGGGUGUUUUGUUUUAAAACCUAGUUUGUUUUUGUUUACGUGUUAGCAAAGCUAGCUAGCUAGCUAACCUUCACUUCCAGUCGGCUAUGGCGUCUUCCAAUCCAGACAUGCCUGAUCUGGGAAUGUCAGUGCCAGCCGGAUCUCACGCCAGCGCCGGAGCCCUCGUGCCGAAGAGCAGCAACAAACGUUCUGCCUCCUCCGACUAUGAAGAUGAUGAUGGAGGGAAGCUCUUCAGGUGUGACGAUGAAACUGGCAACUCUAAUGACAAGGAGCGGUUCGCCAGGGAGAACCACAGCGAGAUCGAGCGACGCAGGCGCAACAAGAUGACCGCAUACAUCACAGAGCUGUCGGAGAUGGUGCCCACGUGCAACGCGUUGGCACGGAAACCGGACAAGCUCACCAUCCUGCGCAUGGCUGUGUCGCACAUGAAGACUCUGAAGGGCAGCGGCAACACUGGAACAGACGGCACAUACAAGCCAUCUUUCCUCACAGAUCAGGAGUUGAAGCACCUGAUACUGGAGGCAGCAGACGGCUUCCUCUUUGUGGUGUCGUGCGAGAGCGGGCGUGUGGUAUACGUCUCCGACUCUGUCACGCCAGUGUUGAAUCAGACGCAGUCCGAUUGGCUCGGCUCGUCUCUGUACGAUCAGCUCCACCCUGAAGACAAGGACAAACUGAGAGAACAGCUGUCCACCACUGAGAACAACAACAGCGGCCGCAUGCUGGAUCUGAAGACAGGCACGGUGAAGAAGGAGGGAAGCCAGUCGUCCGUGAGAAUGAGCAUGGGGGCGCGACGCUCGUUUAUCUGCAGAAUGAGGUGCGGUUCGAGUCCUGUGGAGCCCAUGACCAUGAACAGACUCGGCAUUCUAAAGAGCAGAAACAGGUGUGGCUUGGGUCCUGCUAAAGAAGGAGAGCCUCAGUACGUGGUGGUGCAUUGCACAGGAUAUAUCCGAUCCUGGCCUCCUACAGGUGUUUCUCUGUCUGAAGAAGAGUGUGAGACCGGACAGGGCAACCGCUACUGUCUAGUAGCUAUAGGAAGGCUGCAGGUGACGUGUUGCCCCAGCGACAACAACAUGAGCACGAUCAGUGUACCGGUGGAGUUUAUCUCUCGGCACAAUUGUCAGGGGACGUUUACGUUCGUGGAUCAUCGCUGUGUGGCUACAGUUGGCUACCAGCCACAGGAUCUUCUGGGAAAGAACUUUCUAGAAUUGGCUCAUCCUGAAGACCAGGGACUCCUGAGGGACAGCCUUCAGCAGGUGGUCAAGCUCCGGGGUCAGGUUCUGUCCGUGAUGUUUCGCUUCUGCACGAAAUCAGGCGAGUGGAUCCUGAUGCGGACGAGCUCCUUCACUUUCCAGAAUCCGUACUCGGAGGAGAUCGAAUACAUCAUCUGUACCAACACUAAUGUCAAUAAAGCUCCGAAUCAGGACUCUCUCCCCCCUCUGUCCUCCCCCAGGGGGGCAUUGCCUGCCCCUCUGGGGCAGAACAGCCCCAGCUGCCCCCCAGCCUCCAGCCCGGGGCAAGCAAAACAUAGCAGGCAGCUUCAGCAACAACAACAGGCUGAGAUGGAGGGUGGAGGGAGAGAGGAAAUCUAUGAGGCCGGACAGGUGGCUCUUCCUCAGGUCGCAGUGCCGCCAGUAGGACCAGAUCCAACUCAUUCUAAGGUUUUGUCCUCCGGUGCACCCCCUACUGGACAGCAGGUUUAUAGUCCUGCCUCAUUCGGCACUAACCCACGUGCUGAGCCCUUCAGGCAAGCUCCGUUAGCAACCCAGAUGUUGUCCCACAUGUCACGUCAGAGCGCCCCCUCUGGUCUCCCUGUGAACAGCGGCAGCCCAGUUCAGACACCGAACGCAAACCCUGUGACCCCUGCAGCAUGGGCUCAUCCACGGGCUCCUUUCAGCACACAGGCAGGGAAGAGUCAGUCACCACAAUUUUCUGUGGGAAAUUUUAACGCCCCCCCUUCCUCCUCUGCAUCCUCCUCUUUUGGACAAAUGGGCGGAGCCUCAGCAAAUGUAGCAGCCAACACGAGUAAUUACUCUCAGAUGAACGCCCGCAAUCACCAGUCCACUAACGGAUACGGUGAUGUGAGCCAGUCAGGGCAGCAGUUCUCCUCCAGACCAGCAGAGGCAGCAGCGUGGCAGCAGUGGCAAACUCAACCGCAUCCACACAACUCAGCAGACACACAUCCUCAUAUACAGAACAGCCAACCUGAGAUGUUUACCGAUGUUUUGUCCAUGCUGGAUUCUUCUGCGAACUUCAGCAACGAAGACUUCACCGAAAUGCCCAUGUUCCCUCCAUUUCCUGAGUGAUCUCUUUAAUCGUUCUUUCACCUCUUCUUUUUCUUCUUCUCUAGUUUCUCAAGGAACAAAACAAGGGGAGAUUUGUCGAAACCUUUAUUUUUUUCAUAGAGUAAGAGGUUUCCUCUACGGAGGAAGCAGCCGUGUUCUAAUAACCACGCACAAGUGCACAAAGUGAGCACAAUCAGUCCAACACACUGAGUUCGGUUUCUCCCGUGCGCCCCCAGAGGCACGCACAAACACACGCACACCCCGACCGAGACCUUCGCAGGUUUUAUCCCAAACACAAGGAAUGUUUCGACGUUCGAUUUUACGUUCGGUAGCAAUAAUCGUUUGAUAUUUUACAAAACGACCAUAGCAUAAUAGAUAUAUUUUUGUAUAAAGCGGUGGUCCUUAUCCUGCCUUCCAAACGGGGACUGCCUUUACUGCACUGCCUAAAAAACGCUACCUAUGUAGGACGCCCCCUGCUGAGCAGAGCACAGAGGUAGCGACGACGUUUUAACAACGAUGCUAAUCGUAUCAUAUAGACGAUGACAGACACGUGCCUAAGGGAAUUCACACGCAAGGAACAAUCACUGUAUUAGAAAAGAAAUGAAAGAAAAGUGCAGAAUUGUCCUUAUUACAAAGAAGUCUAUAAGCACAACUGUGGUGCUCAGUUAUUCAGUUUUGUUUCUUCAUCUUUGGCGAUUACUUGUUCAAAACCUUUUCCCCUAAACGCCUCAUGAAUGCGAUUGUAUAUACAAUUUAUUUUUUUUAAUUAAAAAAAAAAGUAAUUAAAGGUAAUUACAUUUGUAUUUAAUUCCGCAGGCAAAUAUGUUUCUUUCUUUUUUUUGUGUGUGUGCAUGUGCAUGUGCGUGUGUGUGUGUGUGUGUGUGUGUGUGUGUGUGUGUGUGUAUACACAAUUGUUUUUUGAAUAUUGUUCCUAAUUUAAAAAAAAAAAACACCCAAUACAUCAGAUGAAAUCGAGCUGUUUAAAUAUAAUCACCUGCUUUGUUACAGAAUCAUGGAAUUAAUUUUGGCUUGUGGCUUUUUUUUUUUUUGCUUUUUUUUUAAUUAAGUUUAUUCAUAAUAAUGAUGUCCGGGGGCGUGUCUGGGGGCGUGGCCUGAAAAUGUUGCAAAUAUUGAAUUAUUCAAUAGCUUAAAUCUGUGAUGCUCAGAUUUUUUACUUUUCCCUUGUCAAAGGUGUUUGCAUGUGUUUCCAUUUGUUCUUCUCUACUUUAUUCUUCAGAUGAAAUUUACAAUCCAAAGAUUCCAGUGUUUGUUUUUUUUUUUUGCCACUUCGAAACGUUACGUGCACGACGGAUAUCUAAGUAUCUAAAAGUCUAGACACGAUGUUAAAACUGCAGCUUUUUUGUGAUUCAGUGAAAAGGGGGGAAAAACAUUAUAUUUGUUUCCAGCUUUAACGUGCAAAUGAUUGUAUAACGUAUACAAUGAACCAAAAACCCAGAAUAUCAUAGCUGCAUAAGUAUGUACACCCUGUGAGAUCAUUAUAAAGGAGCUGUAGGUCUUUCUGACGCUCCUUACGUGUGAUUACCAUCUCCUGCGAAUCCUUUAUCUGAAUACAGAGCCGAGAAAAACUUUUAUAUGGAAACGUUUGGUAACUGUAGAUUGUCUGAUGAACACGGUGAAGCAUGGGGUGGUGGUGGUGGUGGUGGUGGUGGUGGUGGUGGCGGCAGCGUCAUGUUUUGAGGAACUGGGGUUUUAGUGAAGGUGAAUGCGAUCAUGAACAGCUCCAACCCCAGUGUGUUUUUGGCUCCGUGAUGUCCAGGUAAAAGUUUUUACACUGCAGAGAAAUAUUCCCUUAUGCAAUCAGGUCAAAGAGUGCUUAUUUAUUUAUUUAUUUAUUUUUGAAAAUGAUCCACACUAUCGUACAGCUCGUCAUUUUUACGUUAAAGCUGGAAACGUUCUGAUAUUAUUUUAUCCCUUUUUUUUUAAUAUAUAUAUAUAUUUUUUCACACAUCAAAAAAAAUCCUGCUCUUUUACCAGGAGUGUAGUUUAUAUCCCUUUUGCAUUUCUUUUCAUCCUUCUCUCUUCCUCUCUAUGAACUUCGAAAGAAGUCUUCAAUCCAAAGACUCGUGUUUUUGUUUUUUUUGUUUUUUUUUUGUAGUUGCUUUUAAGUGGAUUCUUUUUUCUUUUUUUUAAAGAAUUGGUUACAUGUUUGUUAAGGGGCGUGUCUUACUUGUGAUCUGAUUUGCAUAUGCAAAUUAGGCAGGAGGGAUGUGACGAGGUUGAUCGAUUUUAUUCUUGUUUUUUUUUUUUUUAAUUGUUGUUGUUUUUCAUUAGUUUGUUUUUAAACCAGUACUGCAGUCGUGAAAAUGCAGUUUAUAUAUGAACGUAAAUUAAAAAAAUAAAAAUAUAUAUAUAUAUGUGUAUAAA
Molecule: messenger RNA, 4849 nt
Organism: Tachysurus fulvidraco (yellow catfish)
Lineage: Eukaryota; Metazoa; Chordata; Actinopteri; Siluriformes; Bagridae
Gene: arnt
Product: aryl hydrocarbon receptor nuclear translocator
Exons: 21
Coding region: 269-2485 (738 amino acids)
Biological process (GO): regulation of transcription by RNA polymerase II
Cellular component (GO): transcription regulator complex; aryl hydrocarbon receptor complex; cytoplasm
Molecular function (GO): RNA polymerase II cis-regulatory region sequence-specific DNA binding; protein dimerization activity; DNA-binding transcription factor activity, RNA polymerase II-specific
Source: RefSeq, a predicted model, not a curated record